Messenger RNA from Drosophila ficusphila, 610 nucleotides. RefSeq lists its product as uncharacterized. The transcript is spliced from 2 exons. The record is from RefSeq and is a predicted model, not a curated record. Lineage: Eukaryota; Metazoa; Arthropoda; Insecta; Diptera; Drosophilidae. The coding region runs from base 55 to 513 and encodes 152 amino acids.
CUUCAUUUAAUAAUUUUAACAGAUUUUCCCCUCUAGCCCAACUAUGAUAUACUCAUGAAAAAAUUGGAGUGCCAAGUUUUGGAUAAAAAUUACGUUAAUGAACUAAGCUGCAAACUUUUGCGACAGCGGAUUCCCGUAGUUUCGGCCAGAUUUAUUUUAAAUCAAACAAUCGACAAAUUCGACAUGUUUCUUACUUUAAAUAUGUUGAAAAAGGAUAAAACCCGGAUGAACAUAGCCGACCUGAAGUUGGAUGGCUGCAAAUACUUGGGUUCGAUGUACCAGAACAACAUUAUUGGAAAACUGUACAAACGCCUCAAAAGUUGCAGCAGUUUGCCGGCUAAUUGUCCUGUGAUGAAGGGAAAACUGUACGAGAUCCGCAACUAUACAUUCAUUUCGGACGAAUUCCCGCCAGGAGCCCCGCAAUCCAAAUGGCAAGUGCGACUCGAUUUUCUGAAGCGCUCCGAACUGGUGGCAAACAUUUUGUUUGAGGGCUCUGUGGUCUAUAAUACGUGAUGUUAAUGCAUAAUGGAUGCGACUAAAUACGAGUGCUCCAUAACCAUAACCCGCUCGCUGGUGGCGCUACCUCCCCCACCCCCUUUUUUUAUAUGUA